AAACAUCGCGAACAAGAGCGACCCAGAGCGACUGCCGUAAAGCGCGGCGGGGCGAUGGCGGCGCGCUGGGGCCUCGGCGCGGGUGGUGCCUGGGUGCGCAGUGUCCUGGGCUGGGUGCAGCCUGAGAGGUGGCUAGUGUCCAGUAGCCUUUUCCCGCUGUCGUGUAUCCACACAAGCACAGCUCUGCAGAGAUUUGGGAAGUGGGAGAAAAAGAACUGGAUUGUUUACCCUCCGCAGCUGCCGGGAGAACCUCGCAGACCAGCUGAGAUAUAUCACUGUCGGAGGGAAAUAAAAUAUAGCAAAGAUAAGAUGUGGUAUCUGGCAAAACUGAUAAAAGGAAUGUCCAUUGAUCAGGCUCUUGCUCAGCUGGAAUUUAAUGAUAAAAAGGGAGCAAAGGUGAUCAAAGAGGUUCUGUUAGAAGCGCAGGAAAUAGCAGUAAGAAAUCACAAUGUGGAAUUCAAAUCAAAUUUGCAUAUAGCUGAGUCAAUGACUGGCAGAGGCCGCUAUGUGAAGCGGAUUCGUUACCAUGGCAAAGGCAUGUUUGGAAUCAUGAAACUCUCCAGGUGCCAUUACUUUGUGAAGUUGGUGGAAGGUCCUCCUCCUCCUCCAGAGCCACCAAGGACUGGUUUUGACCAAGCAAAAGAAUAUGUGCAGCAUCUGCGAAGUAGAACCCUUGUUAAUACACUGUGACAAAGUUUUGUGACUGUAUAGGUAUUUCUUGUACGGCAAUGUACUUAUAUAAAAGAAUAAUUAAAAUCAUGUUUUAGUUAUUCCUCUGCUGUUGUUGGAGCUGAAUGAUGCAAGAAUGAUCAUAGGCUUUUUACUCAUUUGUCAAGCCAUAGGUGUGGAAAAAUCUUGGAAAAGCAGCAACAGAUGUCGCUUUUUAUGAGCUAUUUGGACCACAGACUUCAAGCUGUACCCGGUACUAUAACAUUUAGAACAUGUGGUGCUGUUAUAUAGCUUGUAAGGAACUGUGUUGUCCUCAGAUUCAUGCAGCUGCCUCUUUGUUAUGUAUGGUUGGGUCUGUUAUUGUAAAAAUAUGUGCUUGACAAUUACAUGGCAAGAUCAAGACUUGGAGUAAAAUGACUAAAAUUUGACAUCCUUAAAGUAGCUACAACAGUGGAACAAAACAAGCAACAAUAAUAGUUGAGAUUAUCAGGCAUCCAUUUAUGGUUUAUCUAGGCCAUAAUGCUCUUUCUUCAUACCCUCUAUUGCGCAUCUUGGACGUUGUGUCUGGGAGUGAGGAAUAAAGAGAUCGUUUAGAGUUCAGGUUUUGAGAGAGUCAGUAGGUGGCAAUGUUUGGUUUGUCAGAGGGGGAAGUAGUAGGAAAAAUUUACACUGCGUUGAAACCUGUUCUUGAUUCUGACCAUGGCAUUAGUAGUCUGAUAUGUCCAUGGAGUUCAGGCUGUUCCUGAAACUUGGUAUGGGUUACAGGCACAAUAUGGAGAAAAGCUUGUCUUGGUGAAAAGUGAACUAAAUCUCCACUGUCUGGAAACAAAUUGCUUUUGUAAUGUUGAGGCAAGUAAAAUGUGCAAUGGAUUUAAUGUGGAAUGGCCUGUUGCGUAAACAAAUCAGGCUUUCAGUUCUCUGAAAACAAUCCCAUUUUUGUUGUUACUUUAAAGAGAAAAAGACUGAGAUUGGUAGGGGGAAUCUCAUUUCAUCCAGUCAAGCUUUCAGCUCAGAUGGCCAGAGAUCACGAGCUGAAAAAGAAUAAGUUGUUGCUUGUUUAUGCAAAUGUCUGAUACUUAGGCCUUUCUUUUCCAUUCUGCGAGCAUCAGAAUGGGAGACAGAUUGCUUGCCUCGCUUGGGUCUUUUUGCCACACCAAGGAGUUGUAGACUUUCUCACAUGUAUUUACUUCGAUCUGUACUUGAAUGAUGGUAAAGGAACAGUUCCUAUAAGGAAAGAAAUUAUCUUUAUUGUCUUAAUCAAGGUAACAUACAGCUGUUUCUUUUGGCUGCCAAAGAAAGGGUCUUGUGAUCUUCAGGAGUAUUAGGGGAUUGUGAAGUUACACAAGAGGUACAUGCAUGGUUCAGUACCAUUAAUGACGGCUUAUUUGCAGUCUGUUUUUCUGCUGUGCACUUACAGAUACAUUACUUGCUUUAAAGCCAUGAUUUAGUAACAUGUAUCUGAAAGUAUGUUCCUGAUAAAACUCUGUCUCCGUAGUCCCUGAUGUGUGUUUGAAGAACUGUUUCUGGUGUGCUAUGUGCUAUGAUAAACAGCUGUGCUUUGCUCUGCCAGCUGCCGUUAAACUGUUUUGUCAUCUGAAAUAUCUUACAAGUUGUAGCAGACUUGAAUGACUUAAUCUUUUUGAGGGUCAGUGAUCUGGGAGAGGACUAAGGAAUCACAAAAUAAUCCAAGCUUAUUAAGCACUUGCAAUCUAAGCAUGUAAAACCAAUCUUCCAAGUAUUUUAUUCCAGUACUGGCUUCUCCAGCGUGCUGUACAAUUCCCUUCAGAUCCCUCUUGAACCUCUGGACGAUGUUCAAUACUUAUAGAUAUCUCUGCUUUAGUUACAAAUCUGCAGAUGGGAAGAGAAAUGAGAAUGUGACCGAUGUCUUUUCCCGCUUCUUUAUGAUGCAGCAGGUGGCCCUGAUGCUCCUUUAAACAAACAGGCCUGGGCUUUUGAAAUUUUUCAGUCAGUCAAAAAGCAAGAUUGUUGCUUCUCAUUCUUGUUUUCUUUCUUAAAACAAUAAGUGGGAAGACUCUUUUCUGACAUGUCUUUAUCAAUGACCUGGAUGAGGGAAUCGAAUGCAUCCUAAGUAAGUUUGCGGAUGACACUAAGCUGGGUGGAAGUGUCGAUCUGCUGGAGGGUAGGGAGGCUCUUCAAAGGGGUCUGAACAGGUUGGACCGCUGGGCUGAGACCAAUGGCAUGAGGUUUAACAAGGCCAAAUGCCGGGUCCUGCACUUGGGGCACAAUAACCCUAUACGGUGCUACAGACUGGGGGAAGAGUGGCUGGAAAGAUGCACGGAGGAGAAGGACCUGGGGGUGUUGGUUGAUAGCGACUGAACAUGAGCCAGCAGUGUGCCCAGGCGGCCAAGAAGGCCAAUGGCAUCUUGGCUUGUAUCAGAAACGGUGUGACCAGCAGGUCCAGGGAGGUUAUUCUCCCUCUGUACUCGGCACUGGUGAGACUGCACCUCAAAUCCUGUGUUCAGUUCAGGGCCCCUCGCUACAAGAAGGAUGUUGAGGCUCUGGAGCGUGUCCAGAGAAGAGCAAUGAAGCUCGGGAAGGGGCUGGAGAACAAGUCUUAUGAGGAGCAGCUGACGGAACUGGGGUUGUUUAGUCUUCAGAAGAGGAGGCUGAGGGGAGACCUCAUUGCUCUUUACAACUACCUGAAAGGAGGUGGUAGAGAGGAGAGUGCUGGCCUCUUCUCCCAAGUGACAGGCGACAGGACAAGGGGGAAUGGCCUCAAGCUGUGCCAACGGAGGGUCAGGCUGGACAUCAGGAAAGAAUUUUUCACAGAAAGGGUCAUUUGGCGCAGGAACAGGCUGCCCAGGGAGGGGGGGAGUCAUCAUCCCUGGAGGUAUUUAAAAGAUGGGUGGAUGAGAUACUUGGGCAUGGUUUAGUGCUUGAUAGGAAUGGUUGGACUUGAUGAUCCAGGAGAUCUUUUCCAACCCUGUGAUUCUGUGAUUCCUCUUAUUCCUUAGUACCCUUUUCUGCCUUCUUAAAGAUAUGUUACCCGUAGUAGAUGCCUAUGGUGUUGGCUAAGAAAGCACUAAGCAGCAGUGUCUGCAACAGUACAGUGAUGGUAGGUAGGGUUGAGAAGAGGGUCUUCAACUGGUUUGAUCCCUGCCUUUCACUGGUGGGAUGGUAAGAGUGUCUGAAGUGGUUUCUGUGACAGAUGCAUCAGAUUACUGGUAUGGGAACCUGCCUGAUCCCUUUAAAAAUUCAGUAAGAUCUAGUGAUGAAGCUUUAUACUAUCAAGUUCUAAAUAUAAAUAAAAUCUGUGGAAUCAGAUUGUACUGUGCAUUCUUGGUAAUUAGUACAACUACAUUUUAGUUAUAUUUGAUAUGGAUUCAGACAGAAAUUUCUUUGCUAACUGCAACAAGUCUUUAGCAAAAGAUGAUAUUUAUUACUGUGACCUCCAAUAGAACAACAUUCUUAAAGAAGUCAUUACCAGAAGGGAGGGGGAGAGGCGCCUAGGCCUGUACUCGAUGCUAAUUUUAUUGGUAAUGUCUGGGGGCACUGUAAACUCACUAUUUGUGUGUGUUUGUGCUGAUGUUACAGAAACUGGGAAAGGAGCAAGUAUGCGUGAAGGUGUAGUAAGGCUUCAGGGAAAUCUGAAGAGAGCAGAACUGUGAGCUGUGCUCAGCAAUGUGAGAUUUAGUCGAGGCAAACUUAAAAACUUGCUGUUGGGAUUGUUCAUAAUAAUUUAAAAGUAUCCAGUGAGAAAGUUAAAGUGCUUUUGUCAGACCGCGUGAUGUCUUUUUGAAUGUGGUUUUGGUUUUUUUCCUUUUUAAAACUGAGCACUUACCGAGCAGGUAGUUCAUUGGAGGUAGAGUAAGGAAAGAUGCGUGAAUAUAGUUACAAAGUGAUCAUCGGCCUCUUUAAGGUAAAUGUAAGUGUGAUACACAACAACUGGACAAUUAGGGACCUCUGGUUCUGGUCAGGUCUGUACUGGAAAUUGCCAUUGUGAGGUGGACUGCUUUAGGGCUCAGGUGGUACGUGGGCACGGGUGUGUUAUGCCCAGUGCUUCAGUGCUGUACCUGGCACACAGCAUAAAUCUUUUGAUUUACCCCUCUUUGCACAAAUGGGAGUUGUGUAACUACUGCCACCCCUGAGUCACUUGGGAAAUCCUUCAGACACUGGAGUGAAGGAACAGUAGGAAUCACUGUUUGCUUUCUGCUUUUCCCUAUGAAAAUCCACUGCUGGGAUGCUGGAAAGUCAUUUACAAGUAGAAUUGUCCUUUAAAUAGAAAUAAGGUUACAACUAAAUCCUCAAUGAACCAUAGAAACAAAGGUGACAUUCUUCACAAUAUGAGCUAUAGUCCUGCUGAAAAUGCCCCCAUUUCUAGCCUUUGAAAGAACAAGCCCUUAUUGAUGAAUGUCAUCUCUCCAGCUGCACUUCAACCAUGUAAUUUGAAAUAAUUAGUAAUUAAACAAAAUAGGAAACUGUAGUAGCAAUAAUAAUCACGCAAGUCACUGUUUGCUGCAGCCAUACCUAGGGGAAAUAACUUGAAAGGAGGGGAAAGUUUCAGGAACUGACUUUUGAGUACUUAAGUGAGGUAAGGAACAAGAUAUCUCUUGGGGAGUAGUCAGCAAAUGCAGAGCUAAUUUUGUAUUUGCUCUAUAACAUCAACACUCUCUUCUUCUUUCAAGGAAGUUGUACGCUAAUACAGAGGGCAGGCUGCCAUUGAAGAGAACAAGCCAAGGAGAGUGCAACUUUACAUUGCACAAAUUAGGCAUUCACCUCAGAGUAUUAGCUGAAGAAAAUAAUCUGAAAGCCUAUCUAAUACUCAACAGAGGAGUCUUGAAACUAAAGACAAAAUGUGGGGCAAGAACAUCUGAAUAACUAUUGCAUCUGCGGGUGCUACUUCUUUGCAUUGCACGGUAGUACAGCUAUCACGUUUUGUAUCGUAAAAUCAUUUUCAUCAUAUAUUAACCUAGAUGCACUUUUCUUUCCUCUAAAAAUAAUGAAAUGAAGGCUUAAAUGAUAUUUGUAUUCAUGUGAUAUCUUUUAAAUUAGCUAGGAGUUGGGACCAUUGUCAGUGCUGCAUCAAGUCACCUGUGUGUUUGUCUAACAAUAUUGUAAAUCCAGCCAUCUCUCUGGUAGCCUGCGCUAAUGCUACGCUACCUUCCCUGUGAAGGCUUCUUGCAAAGGCUGGCCUGGGCCUCCCAAGCAGUACUGUGUUGUUCUCCUUUGCUCUAUUGCCUGGUGCUACCGGGAGGUGGUUGACUUGAUCAAAUCAUAACUCUCCUGUUGCUGUUAGAUCAAUCUGCUAAUCACCUUUUUGGAGGUUCAGCUGCAGGCUCUCAUAAAUCUAGUUCUCUAGCCCUUGCACUUUAUCCUCUCCUGUUGCCUCAUCUCUGUGGCUGUGGGGGACCUAAAACCAGACUCAAAUGUUCCAGGUACCAGCACUGUUGAGAGGGAGUUAAACUUCCCUUGCUCUGCUGGCCAUGCUUUUAAUGGAGCCAAGUAUGCAGUCUGCUGUGACAGUGAGGAGACCGUGUUGUUGACUCACAUUCAGCCUGAUGUUCGUGGAACCCCCAGAUCCUUUUCAGGUUGCUCCUCAGAACUGCAGUAAAUACCUGUGGGAUCUGUGUUUCAGCUCUCAUUGCUUUUCUGUAUACACUAAUGAGGACUCUUUUACCACUAGAAAAUUGUUCUGUUAUGUGGAUGAUAAUUUUCUUUCCUAAUAGAAAAGCUGCAAAACAGUUUUCUGGCUUGUUGUUAAUCAAACUCUUAGGCUAGCCAAGAGUGGAGUAAAGGCAUUUGUACAUGCUGUUGUGGCAAACUCCAUCAAUGUAUGCAGGUAAUAAGCGGUGAAAUGUGUCUACAUCUCUCCUGUUGAUUAUCUCCUUCAAAGCAAGACAAACAUAGGUCUUUACCGUAUGCUGGCCAUGUAAAAUAAAACUUUAAUUAAAUGAAAACAGAGUGGAGUGUGAGGUGCACUACACUGGGCUGUGAAAGCAUUGCUGUUCAAAACCAGCUCUCCUAGAUGCCCCUGAUUCCUUGCCUUCUUUUUUCCCCACUUAAAAUUCCCAAUAGUGCAUUAAGAGGAACUUGGUAGUUAGUAAAUUUUCCCCUGUGUAGUUUACACAU
Messenger RNA from Cuculus canorus (common cuckoo), 6759 nucleotides. RefSeq names its product mitochondrial ribosomal protein L22 (gene MRPL22). Gene Ontology annotation, molecular function: structural constituent of ribosome. The record is from RefSeq and is a predicted model, not a curated record. Gene Ontology annotation, cellular component: ribosome; mitochondrial large ribosomal subunit. The transcript is spliced from 7 exons. The coding region runs from base 55 to 690 and encodes 211 amino acids. Gene Ontology annotation, biological process: translation; ribosome assembly. Lineage: Eukaryota; Metazoa; Chordata; Aves; Cuculiformes; Cuculidae.